UUUCUAAGCACCUAAAGACGUCGACGUCAGUCAGUCAGGCCAGGCAAUACAGGAGGAGCAUUGCCAAAAAGUCGAAGCCAACAAAUCAGUUGACUUGCAGCAGCAGUCCUUGCCGGCGACACGUGCUCGCACACACAACAACAACAAAAGUACCUUUGUUUUUUGUUUGCAUCUAAAAGUGCGCGCCGCUAAAAAUCGUUCCAAACAAGUGUUUCAAAAAAAAAAAAAAAAAAAAAAUUGUAAAUUUUCACAAAAUGCCUUUCACAUGCGAACAACAAAUGCAAGCUGUGGGCAGCGAGCAGCUCUGCAAAUCGGAGACCAUUAAGCUGCGCAACAAGCACAUCGGGCAAGCCUGUCAACUCUUCUAUCGCUCUGAUCCAUUGAAAAUUGUCCGCGGACAAGGUCAAUACAUGUUCGAUGAAGAGGGCACUCGCUAUUUGGACUGCAUUAAUAAUGUGGCGCAUGUUGGUCACUGCCAUCCGGAGGUGGUGCGUGCUGGUGCUCUUCAAAUGGCCACCAUCUCGACCAAUAAUCGUUUCCUGCACGAUGAGCUGGUGCAGUGUGCCCAGACGUUGACUGCCAAGAUGCCCGCCUCCUUGUCCGUGUGUUUCUUUGUGAACUCCGGCUCGGAAGCGAAUGACUUGGCUUUGCGUUUGGCACGCAACUACACGAAGCGGCGUGAUGUCAUCACCCUAGACCACGCUUACCACGGCCAUUUGCAGUCCGUGAUGGAGAUUUCGCCGUACAAGUUCAAUCAGCCUGGUGGCGAGCCGAAGCCCGAUUAUGUUCAUGUCGCCCCCUCGCCGGACUCGUACGCCGGCCAAUUUACGGACAAGCUCUAUCCGGGCGCCGAUCUGGGUGCUUUGUACGCCCAACCCAUUGCAGAGAUUUGCGAACGCCAGCAGGCCAAGGGCCAGGACGUGGCUGCCUUCAUUGCUGAGAGUCUGCAAAGCUGUGGUGGUCAGAUUUUGCCGCCACCCGGUUACUUCAAGGCCGCCUACGAUGCGGUACGAGCCGCUGGCGGUGUCUGCAUUGCCGAUGAGGUGCAGGUGGGAUUCGGCCGCGUGGGCACCCACUAUUGGGCCUUCGAGACGCAAGAUGUGGUGCCCGACAUCGUGUGCGUGGCCAAGCCCAUGGGCAAUGGUCAUCCGGUGGGCGCAGUCGUAACAACCCCGGAGAUCGCGCAAGCCUUCCACGCCACUGGCGUCGCCUAUUUCAAUACGUAUGGCGGCAAUCCGGUUUCGUGCGCCAUUGCCAAUGCCGUGAUGCGGGUCAUCGAAGAGGAGGGUCUGCAGGAGAACGCCCGCAGACUUGGGGACUACCUGCUGAGGCAGUGCAACGAGCUGAAGUACGAGUUCGACUGCAUUGGCGAUGUGCGCGGCGCUGGACUGUUUGUGGGCAUCGAGCUGGUUAGUGAUCGGGAGGCCCGCACUCCCGACACCAACGGCGCCCAUUGGGUGGUCAACCGGAUGAAGCAGCUCCAUCAUGUGCUCGUCUCCUCAGACGGCCCCAACGACAAUGUUAUCAAGCUAAAGCCGCCCAUGUGCUUCAAUGAGGCGAAUGCCGAUGAGUUUCUGCUCGCCUUCCGGGAGUGUCUGGCCUGCCUCUGCAGGGAUAGGGAGGUGGAGGCGGCCAGCGUUGCUGUGGCGCCUGUGAUGGGCAUGACGAAUGGAGUAAUCGCUACGGCCGCCGAGACGUUGGCGAACAAGACCAAAAUGUUUGAGCGGCAGGAUCGUCUCAUAAAGUCCGUGUGAAGUGGAAAACAAUUUUGUUUCUUUUUUUUUAUUUAUUGAUAUGCGUGUUUAGGUUAUCUCUCUUUUUUUUUAAAUAUCUAUAUAUCUAUAUAUGUAUAGUUGUAGUUCUCCCGAUCGUGUUAGUUUCUAGCGUUAGCAACAAAGUGUUUUUUUCUUUGGCAUUCAAGUUGUAGUUCUACAUAGUGUAUUUAAAUUUUAACAUCUCGAAUUUGUAAGUGCUGGAGCUUUACGAGAAUUUCUUUUAGUUUAAUUCGAUAUAUACAUAAAACUAUCAAAACAGCUAACUAGUAUACAUACAUAUAUACUAUAUACAAAAAUAUAUAUAUUUACAUAUAUACAUACGUACAAAGGUGAAAUAACACAAGAUGUAAA
Scaptodrosophila lebanonensis is the source of this 2126-nucleotide messenger RNA. Its product is annotated as alanine--glyoxylate aminotransferase 2-like. The record is from RefSeq and is a predicted model, not a curated record. The transcript has 4 exons. The coding region runs from base 255 to 1754 and encodes 499 amino acids. Gene Ontology annotation, molecular function: pyridoxal phosphate binding; transaminase activity. Gene Ontology annotation, cellular component: mitochondrion. Lineage: Eukaryota; Metazoa; Arthropoda; Insecta; Diptera; Drosophilidae.